CGUGAUAAAACAAGUGCCAAAACCAAAAGUGCUAAUUCAGUGAGUGAGUGGUAUUUUGAUUGAUUACUAUUAUUAUAAUACUAUAAGGGCAAAGGUACAAGUGAAGGAAUUGAAUUUACGGAUAAAACGGUAUUUAUUUGAAUGAAAAGGUUUCGCGGGGCGUCGUGAAGAUGGAGGAAGAGGAAGACGAAGGGGUUUGGUGUUCUUCUGAUUCGGGCGACGAUGAUGUCGAAGAACGGAAAUCGCAGAAUGUGGAUGCCCUGAUCAGGGGCAACCUCAUCGUGAAGAGACAAUCGUUGCUACCGCGAGUUCUAUCAGUUUCGCAAGGAGCCGCUGUUUGUAGAAAACCCUUUAAACCUCCGUGCUCUAAAUCUGAUGCUUCUGGUUACAAUCAAGACCUCACUCGUAGGCUUUCCGCUCGCAAAAGGUUUGUUCCCUGGGGUUCUUCCUCUGCUCUUCCUAGACCUGCGUUGGAGGAGUUGAAAUUGAACGUACCAGUCUCGGUCACCGAAAGCCAUGUCGAGGAGGUCAAACUCUCUUUGCCCCCGGGUAUUGAUCCUCUUGUAUUGUGGCAAUGGCACCCUCAAGACUCCGACAAUGGCCCUCCCGAAGCUAAUUUCACCACCAUAACAGUUGACCCCUUUCUUGUUCGUUUCCUUCGUCCACAUCAGAGAGAAGGGGUUCAGUUCAUGUUUGAUUGUGUCUCGGGGCUGUGUACCUCACCAAAUAUACAUGGAUGCAUUUUGGCAGAUGAUAUGGGUUUAGGGAAGACAUUGCAGUCGAUCACAUUACUAUAUACUCUAAUUUGUCAAGGGUUUGAUGGCAAGCCGAUGGUUCGAAAGGCCAUCAUUGUGACUCCGACCAGCCUUGUCAGCAAUUGGGAAGCCGAAAUCAACAAGUGGGUUGGAGAAAGAGUUCGUCUUGUUGCUCUAUGUGAAAGCACGAGAGAAGAUGUUAUCUCUGGAAUUGACAAUUUUAUAAGUCCACAAAGCAAUUUACAGGUGCUCAUUGUUUCAUAUGAGACAUUUCGAAUGCAUUCGUCAAAGUUUAGCUCUAGUGGCUCAUGUGAUCUUCUCAUAUGUGACGAGGCUCACAGACUGAAAAAUGAUCAGACCAUAACAAACCGGGCAUUGGCAGCUCUCCCCUGCAAACGUAGAAUUUUGUUGUCAGGAACUCCUUUGCAAAAUGACUUAGAAGAAUUCUUUGCAAUGGUUAACUUUACUAAUCCUGGAAUAUUGGGUGAUAUUGCGCAUUUUCGACGUUACUAUGAGGCACCGAUUAUUUGUGGAAGAGAACCUGCUGCCCCCCCAGAAGAGAAGAAGCUAGGUGCUGAACGCUCUGCUGAAUUAAGUGUUAAUGUUAAUCGGUUCAUAUUAAGAAGGACUAAUGCAUUGUUAUCAAAUCACUUGCCACCUAAGAUAGUUGAAGUUGUUUGCUGCAAGUUGACUCCACUACAGUCAGACCUAUAUAAACAUUUUAUACAAUCCAAAAAUGUUAAGCGGGCAAUUAGCGAAGAACGGAAGCAAUCAAAGAUUUUGGCUUACAUUACAGCUCUCAAAAAGUUGUGCAAUCAUCCAAAGCUUAUCUAUGAUACCAUACGAAAUGGGAGUCCAGGAACUUCAGGUUUUGAGGACUGUAUCCGAUUCUUCCCUCCUGAAAUGUUAUCUGGAAGGUCUGGCUCAUGGACGGGAGGGCAUGGAGCGUGGGUUGAGCUAUCCGGUAAAAUGCAUGUCUUAGCAAGAUUACUAGCUCAUUUACGCCAGAGAACAAAUGACCGCAUUGUCCUUGUCUCAAACUACACUCAGGUAUAUGGUAACAAAUGAAAAGUUUGAUGUUACAUUGAGGUCCUCCUUUCUAAUAGUAGUUGUACCUGAUUAAUGUAACGGUUUAGAAUGAAUUAAGAUCCAUACUUGUAUCAAAUGAUUUAUUUUUGUGAAUAAACAAUUUUAUGUAGUUUGAGGUCAGUUCAGGUAGCAUCCUGUAUAUAAUAUUUUUCUAAAGAAUGAAUCUCACAAGCCUUAUGUUUUCAGUUAUUACUACCAACAACAUUGCGUAGAUAAACUGAUUAGUGUUGGGUAGAAGUCACACCCUCCUUGUGGGAUGGCACUUGAUAGAAACCAUUCCUCCAAGUGGAGCAAACCCAUUCAAGUCUAUAGUCGGAGGCCCAAGAAUAAAACCCAAUACUGAGUGUUAGUGAGACUGCUGUUAGCUAGGAGGGGUAUUUUGGAAAUUACAGAUUCUGUUAUUAGAAAGUGAGGGUUGGUUAUAUAUUCCUUUGUAAUAAUGAUGGGACAUCUUUUAGAAAUUGGUUAGUGAUAUUGGGAGCAGAGAGAUACUCCUCUCUUGCUUGGGAGAGCCUUGCUCUCUGGAAAUCUGGUUUCUUUCCUCUCUAUUCUGUUAUUUUCUAUUUCCAUUGCAGGUACCUCUGAUACAUAUUGUAUCAGCACUUGAGUCCUUUCUCUUGUUAUCCUCUAAAGAUUUUUUAUAUAACAAAAUAUUGUAAAUAUCAGAAAUAUUUAGAAGAUCUAGAAUAUCUUUAGA
Cajanus cajan (pigeon pea) is the source of this 2541-nucleotide messenger RNA. Lineage: Eukaryota; Viridiplantae; Streptophyta; Magnoliopsida; Fabales; Fabaceae. The record is from RefSeq and is a predicted model, not a curated record.